UCGGUGUGUGGCAAUGGCAAUGGCGCGGGAGUGCGGGGGCGGCUCCUCCUCCAUUCUUGCAUUGCAUCCCAUGACCACCCCCUCCUCCCCACACCCGCUGCUAAAAAAAGUAAGGGAGCUCCACAACCAGAGCGAGCCCAAGGAAAUCUCGCCACCACCACCACCACCGCGUUGCUGUCGACGGACGGCAAUGCUCGCUCGCCGUGGAUUCGACCCUGCUCCGUAGGAUUUCAUUCAUUCCCCCCCAUUCUCCGUCGCCGUCGCCGUCGCCUGCAAGAGGGCCCGGUGCGGUGGUGGUGCGGCCGCCGUUCGACCGGCACCGCUCGCAUUCGGCCUGCCGCCGCGGGACGGAGUUGAUGCGGCCGGCCUCCCUCUGAUCUCUUCUCAUCAUCGCCCCGCCGCCGUCGCCCAACAAUGGCGUCCAAAACCAAAAGCCGCUUUGUCGUCGGCUCUCAUGUCUGGAUCGAAGAUGCAGACGAGGCAUGGAUGGAUGGCCAGGUGGAGGAGGUCAACGGGGAGGACCUUGUCAUAAACUGCACCAAUGGAAAGAAGGCCACCGUUAAUCUCUCGACUGCCUUUCCCAAGGACACGGAAUCCCCGCGUGGUGGUGUUGAGGAUAUGACCAGGCUCGCCUAUCUGCACGAACCAGGAGUGCUCCAGAACCUCAAGUCCAGAUAUGCCCUCAAUGAGAUAUACACUUACACUGGGAAUAUUUUGAUAGCUGUGAAUCCAUUUCAAAGACUCCCCCACCUCUAUAACAACCACAUGAUGGGAAUUUACAAAGGAGCAGAAUUCGGUGAGCUGAGUCCCCAUCCAUUUGCUAUCACCGACCGUGCGUAUAGACUUAUGAUCAACGAUCGUAUCAGCCAAGCAAUAUUAGUGAGUGGAGAGAGUGGAGCUGGCAAGACAGAAAGCACUAAAAGUCUUAUGCAGUAUCUUGCUUUUAUGGGUGGUAAAGCUAAAGCUGAAGGAAGGUCAGUGCAAGAACAGAUCCUAGAGUCCAACCCUGUUCUUGAGGCAUUCGGCAAUGCAAAAACAGUUAGGAAUAAUAACUCAAGUCGGUUUGGCAAAUUCGUUGAGAUUCAGUUUGACCAGUAUGGGAAGAUUUCAGGAGCCGCCAUAAGGACUUAUCUUCUGGAAAGGUCACGUGUUUGUCAAAUAUCUGACCCAGAAAGGAACUAUCACUGCUUUUACAUGCUGUGCGCUUCACCACCAGAAGACCGUGACAAAUUUAAAGUGGGAGAGGCUAAAACAUUUCACUAUCUCAACCAGUCUAAUUGCAUUGAUCUUAAUGGAUUUGAUGACUCCAAAGAGUAUAUCGAAACCAGAAGAGCUAUGGGUAUUGUAGGUAUGAGUAAUGAUGAACAGGAUGCAAUAUUCAAAGUUGUAGCUGCUAUUCUCCAUUUGGGGAAUAUAGAGUUUGGAGAAGGAAGUGAACCAGAUUCCUCUGCACCCAAAGAUGAUAAAUCUAAGUUCCAUCUUAAGACAGCAGCUGAGCUUUUCAUGUGCGAUGCAAAGGGUCUUGAGGAAUCUUUGUGCAAGCGUGUUAUGGCAACACGUGGAGAGAGUAUUACAAAAAAUUUAGAUGCAAAGGGUGCAGCUCUUAGCAGAGAUGCAUUGUCUAGGAUUGUUUACUCGCGCUUGUUUGAUUGGCUUGUAAAUAAAAUCAAUAGCUCCAUUGGUCAAGACCCAGAUUCAAAGAUUUUGAUUGGUGUGCUGGACAUAUAUGGCUUUGAGAGUUUCAAGACAAACAGCUUUGAGCAAUUUUGUAUCAAUCUAACUAAUGAGAAGCUCCAGCAACAUUUUAAUCAGCAUGUUUUUAAGAUGGAACAAGAGGAAUAUACAAAGGAAGAAAUUGACUGGAGUUACAUCCAGUUUGUGGACAACCAAGAAAUUCUUGAUCUCAUUGAAAAGAAACCAGGGGGGAUAAUUGCUCUGUUGGAUGAGACAUGCAUGUUACGGAAUUCAACGCAUGAAACAUUUGCUGAGAAGCUAUAUCAAAAGUACAAGGACAACCCGCACUUCAGUAAACCCAAAUUUUCAAGAUCUGAUUUCACUGUCCAUCAUUAUGCUGGAAAUGUCACUUAUCAAACAGAUCUUUUCUUAGAUAAAAACAUAGAUUAUGCUGUAAAUGAACAUCAAAUCCUAUUGAAUGCUUCAAAAUGUCCAUUUGUUUCAAGCCUUUUUCCACCUGUUGAAGAAGCAGCAAAGAACACAAAGUUUACUUCAAUAGGCUCAAGUUUCAAGCAACAACUACAAUCGCUGUUAGAAACGCUGAGUGCAACAGAACCACACUACAUCCGCUGCAUAAAACCUAACAAUGUUCUCAAGCCAGCGAUAUUUGAGAACAGUAACGUUCUCCAGCAGCUUCGCUGUGGGGGUGUUUUAGAGGCAAUAAGGAUAAGCUGUCUAGGAUACCCCACUAGGCGAACCUUCUAUGAAUUUGUCAAUCGAUUUGGUAUUCUGCACCCCAAAGCUCUGAGUAAAGGUAAUACUGAAAUUACUUCUACGAAGAUGAUUCUCGAGAAAGCUAACCUUGUAGGCUAUCAGAUAGGGAAAACAAAAGUUUUUCUCCGUGCUGGUCAAAUGGCUGAGUUAGAUGCUCUAAGAACUGAGGUUUUGGGACUUUCUGCUAAAAAAAUACAAACCAAAGUUCGUUCAUUUCUGUGUCGCAAGAAGUACGUCGAGCUGCGAACAUGUGCUACACAGCUCGAGGCAGUAUGCAGGGGAACACUUGCUAGAAGGUUAUAUGAAAAUCUUCGAAGACAGGCAGGUGCUUUGCGAAUUCAGACGCGCUACCGUAUGCGCCAAGAAAGAAAUAAAUUUAGAGAUCUGUGGUCCGCAUCAACUACUAUCCAAUGUGGUCUGCGUGGUAUGGCUGCUCGCAAGAAACUCCGUUUUUGCCGACAAACAAAAGCUGCAGUGAUUAUUCAGACUCGAUGCCGCUGUCAUUUAGCACGCUCAAGGUAUGUGAAGAUGUUGAAGGCUACACUCGCCACUCAGUGUCGUUGGAGAGGAAGAAUAGCCAGAAAAGAACUUCGACAACUCAAAAUGGCUGCAAAGGAAACUGGCGCCCUACAGGCUGCCAAGAGUAAACUAGAGAAAGAAGUCGAGGAGCUUACUUGGCGGUUACAAGUGGAGAAACGCAUCAGGUCUGAUUUGGAAGAAGCCAAGGAAGCCAAGAUUCAAGAAAAUAAGAAGCUCCAAUCACAAUUGCAGGAAUUGCAACAGCAAUUCAAGGAAACAAAAGAAUUGUUAAAGAAGGAACAGGAAACUUCCAAGGCAGCAUCAGAGAAAGCAGAGAAAGUUACUCUAGUGCCAGAGAUCCGUGUUGAUGAAACUCAAGUUAAUGAGCUCACUGCCGAAAACGAGAAGCUCACUGCUGAAAAUGAGAAGCUCAAGACACUGGUGAGCUCUCUUGAGACAAAAAUAGAGGAAACGGAAGAGAGGUUUAAAGAUCAAGACCAAGUCAGAGAAGAGUCUCUGAAGAAAGCUACAGAGGCAGAGUCACAGCUAAAUCAACUAAAGAAUGCAUUUUUAAGCCUUCGAGAGAAGUUGGCUAGUGCAGAAGCAGAGAUCAUUAAUCUCCGACAACAUGCUGCGAGACCAAGACCUGAUCCUUUGCUUAACAUGCAUAAAAAAUCUAAUUUGAGUGUACCUGCAGACGAACAACAGUCACCACCCACACCUAUGGAAUUCGGACGGAGAUCUUUAAUUGAGAGACACCAAGAGAGUGUUGAAGCACUGAUUAACUGUGUUAAUGAAAACAUUGGAUUUAGCGAGGGAAAACCAGUUGCUGCAAUAACCAUAUACAAAUGUCUUCUUCAUUGGAGAACUUUCGAGGCGGAAAAAACUAAUAUUUUUGAUCGACUUAUUCAGAUAUUUAGUUCAGCCAUGCAGAAACAAGACAGUAACGCCGAUCUUGCAUACUGGCUAUCAAAUGCAUCAUCAUUGUUGAUUAUACUGCAAAAGAGUCUGAAACCUGCUGGCACUGUAACAACACCACUGAAAAGAACGACGACUCAGACGUCUUUUCUUGGGAGGAUGGUAUUUCGUGCUUCAAGCAUUACUGUUGAUAUGGAUCUUGUGCGCCAAGUUGAGGGCAAGUAUCCUGCAUUCCUUUUCAAGCAACAGCUUACAGCCUUUGUGGAAGGCCUAUAUGGAAUGAUCCGUGACAAUGUGAAGAGAGAAGUGUCUUCAGUACUCUCGCAUGUUAUUCAGGUUACCCCAUCUAUCACGGGUCCUCAGGCGCCAAGAACUGCGAAGGCUGGUUUGCUAACAGAUCAACAUAGCUAUUGGAAAGCGAUAGUCGGCCAUUUCAAUGAUCUCCUGAAAAUCUUGCAAGAAAAUUGUGUCCCAACCAUUUUUUGUCGGAAGAUCUUUACACAGCUUUAUGCAUACAUCAACGCUCAACUCUUCAAUAGUCUUCUUGUACGGCGAGAGUGCUGUUCUUUCAGCAAUGGAGAAUAUGUGAAACAAGGGAUUGAAGAACUGGAGGCAUGGUGCACACAAGCCAAGCCAGAGUACGCAGGAUCUGCAUGGGAUGAACUUAAGCACAUAAGCCAGGCUGUUGGCUUCCUUGUCAUUUUCAAAAAGUUCAGGGUAUCAUAUGAUGAAAUAAUGAGUGAUCUCUGCCCAGUAUUGAGUGUCCACCAACUUUACAGGAUAUGCACACAGUACUGGGAUGACAAAUAUAAUACUGAAAGUGUAUCCGAAGAGGUCCUUAAUGAGAUGAAAACGUUGGUGAACGAGGGAGCUGGCUCGGGCGCCUAUUUACUAGACGAAGAGACAAGCAUGCCGUUGUCUCUCGAGGAGAUAGGCAACUCCAUGGACACCAAGGAGUUCCAGAACGUGGUCCCGCCGCAAGAGCUCCUGGAAAAUGCGUCGUUCCAGUUCUUGAAGAGCUGAAUGGGUUCCGCGCGAGGGCAGAAGACGGUAGCCUCCGGAGGAUAGAAUGUUGUAAAUUUGUCAGUUGAUAUAGGUUUUUCUCUUCCUUUCUGCUCCCCCGGUCGGGCCUUGUAGAUUAUUCCAUUUUCAUAGUCAUAGGUUGGUUGGUGUAAAGAUGUCAUAGCUUUUUGUUUUUGUUUUUGUUUUGUUUAUGGCUGCCGGCUGGGUUGGGAAGAGAGCACAGGGCAGGCAGGAGGUCAUUCACAUCUAUUCUCGAUUCUUUUUUUCUAGUCACGGUAGAUAUAUCUUAUAUGUAUGUAGCAGUAUCCAAAAAUAUCCAUUCUGUGUAGCCAAUGUAUAGUUAUAUAUACAUUAGUAUCAAUGAGAAUGACAAUUGUGGGGCUUGAUGUAA
Messenger RNA from Aegilops tauschii subsp. strangulata, 5299 nucleotides. NCBI's taxonomy places the organism in Eukaryota, Viridiplantae, Streptophyta, Magnoliopsida, Poales, Poaceae. The record is from RefSeq and is a predicted model, not a curated record.